AUGAAGCGACAUUUCACUAUCUUAUCCAUAGCAGCACUGUUGGUGUCUUUGUUCACUGCCAUUCAUGCAGAACAUCGUCCGUCACCACGUCAAACGCAUACUGAAUGUUUAACUCCAGAAGUGAACAUGUGUGAUUAUGUUAAAUGCGCUAACAAUGCGAUAUGUAGAUCCACUAACACAAGCCGAUGCUUCGAAUGUAUUUGUCAACCGGGUUUUACAGGCACAAUGUGUCAACAAAGAGAAAAUAUUACUGAUAUAAUAAAUCCCUGUAGCAGUGUCACCUGUUAUAAUGGGGGCAGCUGUUUGAUUCUUAAUAAUGAAGCUUUUUGUGUCUGUCCAUGGGGUGUCACUGGUCACCAAUGUGAGCAGGUAACAUCAACUAAUCCAUGCGACAGUUAUCCAUGCUUCAACGGCGGUAGCUGCAUUGCACAAAAUGGACGUUUAGAAUGUAUUUGUCCACCAAACACAAGUGGAUAUCAAUGUGAGUAUAUGAACAUAAGCAUUUCCAACAACAGCAGUGGAAUUGCGGACAACUCAACAUUCUACCCUUGCAAUAAUUUUACCUGUUAUAAUGGAGGCAGCUGUGUGAUUCUUAAUAAUGAAGCUUUUUGUGUCUGUCCAUGGGGUGUCACUGGUCACCAAUGUGAGCAGGUAACAUCAACGAAUCCAUGCGACAGUUAUCCAUGCUUCAACGGCGGUAGCUGCAUUGCACAAAACGGACGUUUAGAAUGUAUCUGUCCACCAAACACAAGUGGAUAUCAAUGUGAGUAUAUGAAUAUAAGCAUUUCCAGCAACAGCAGUGGAAUUGCGGACAACUCAACAUUCUACCCAUGCAAUAAUUUUACCUGUUAUAAUGGAGGCAGCUGUGUGAUUCUUAAUAAUGAAGCUUUUUGUGUCUGCCCAUGGGGUGCCACUGGUGACCAAUGUGAGCAGGUAACAUCAACUAAUCCAUGCGACAGUUAUCCAUGUUUCAACAACGGUAUGUGCAUUGCACAAAACGGACGUUUAGAAUGUGUUUGUCCACCAAACACAAGUGGUUAUCAAUGUGAGUAUAUUAGUGUUAGCAACAACAAUACGAAUGUUGAUCCAUGUGAAAGUAUGACGUGUUAUAACAAUGGUACUUGUUAUACAUACGAAAUAUUAGCACUGAAUCCAUGUUCAUCGUCGCCUUGUAUGUCAGGAGGUACCUGUAUUUCUGGCAAUGGUACCUAUCAAUGCAUUUGUCCAGCUGAUAGAGCAGGCGAACUUUGUGAGCGAUACAGUGCUCUUCAUCCAUGCGCUUCUUCACCAUGUUUGAAUAACGGUUAUUGUGUUGGUGUAAGUAAUGAUACGGAUUUUUUUUGCUUCUGUGGUUAUGAUAGAACAGGACGUUUUUGUGAACAAGAACUCAUAUAUGAUCCAUGUGGUUCAUCACCGUGCGAGAAUAACGGCAGCUGUAUUAUUACUAAUAACACAUACAUAUGUCAAUGUCCACCAGGCACUUCAGGAUACAACUGUGAACUUAGUGACUCCUUAGAUUUAUGUAGCUUUUCGCCAUGUGACAACGGUGGAACUUGUUAUAGUAUCGGAAAAAAUGGUAUAAAAUGCAUCUGUCCAUUCAACACCACAGGACGAUAUUGUGAACAAAAUUUUGGCGAAGCACACAACCAAACCACUCCAUGCUUUUCCUCACCUUGCGCAAACAACGGAAGUUGCAUCGACCUCAACGACUCAUACAUGUGUAUCUGUCCGGAUAACGUUACUGGUACAAAUUGUGAAAUAAAUUACCAACCAUCAGAUUGUGGAUCGGGCAAUUGCAUGGCUACUUUCAAUUCACAGCAUCCAUAUGCGUGCAUAUGCAACGAGGAGAAAAUGUCAUGUGGUGAUUGUUGUUCUUCUAGCUAUCCAAUACAUAGAGCCAUUCAAAUACUUGACAAUGAACUUCGCCUUCGUCCAAUACUCAAUCCCAAUCAUGCUACUGGAUUUGAUGAAUUAACACAUUUUUUCAAUAUUAUCAAUGGUUUAUUUCAGCAAUCAGCAUUGACGUUGGGUUUAAGUACUAAUCGUUUAGCUACUCUUUUACAUUUGACUGAGUUAAAUGUUGGAGUGAAUCUGCAAAUGAGUCAACAAAAGUUGACUAAUACCACAUUGUACAGUUCACUUCCGAAUGGUGUAAUAAAAUUGCAUACACUAGAUAAGAACUUAAUGUGUGGUAUCAAUCAUCGUUGGACUCCGUCAUUAACUACAACAAUUCGUUGCGGAACAAAGCCUCAACAGCAACACCUUUGGUCACAUGUCGAAUAUCGAUGUCCUGUUGGCUCAUAUGAGUUCACUGGUGAAUACACGACACAACAGCAAUCAUCUGGUAUUCGAUUUCGUUGUUUAUCAUGUCUAUAUCACCAUGUGAACUUUCAAGUAGAUGGUGGACUUGAUCUUAAAAUAACUGCUAAAGAUAAGUUAGCAGAUAUAGCACUUCGUCUGAAACGUUCUUCAGAUUCGUUGGUAUUCAAAUGUAAUCUCUAUCAUCCAUUAGAAAAUUAUCUAAUCAGUAUUCAACGUUCCAUCAACACAAAUUUAACAGUUGGUUUACUAAUUGAAAAAUGUGUUGAUGAUGAUCGACAUCAACAUAUGAAAUCCAGUUUUGCGUCUCAAUGGGAUUUGAAUACAGUAGGCCUACGUAUAAAUACAUUAAUUAACACUCAAUAUGAAUGCGGUCUUUCUCUAACUUAUCAAUUGCGUCACUUCCCGCUCGUUCUACAAGCAUUCACUGGUUAUUCAUGGACUCGAGAGAAAUAUAAAUGUGGCAUUGGAUUGCAACUACUUAUUUGA
Messenger RNA from Adineta ricciae, 2808 nucleotides. NCBI's taxonomy places the organism in Eukaryota, Metazoa, Rotifera, Eurotatoria, Adinetida, Adinetidae. The record is from the annotation of a GenBank genome assembly.